UCAAUCCCCAUGUCCAUGCGAUCUCUUCAAAACUCCUCGACUCCCAUUGCUCUGGCUGCGCAUCUGAGGGUGAAGUCAGGAGAUGUACCAAAUGCCGUCUGUCAAAAGAACGACUGGAAGCUUCACAAGGAGGAAUGUGGUGCCUUGACUCGAUGGGCUGAUGCAUCUCCUAAUAAUGCCACUCCCGCCGAUAGUAUCAGAGCAAUAGUGGCUAGAGGUACAAGGAAUGCAAUCAAGUUUGUCCCUACAAAUUAUUCAUACCUCGCCUCAUUCGAGAAAGACAGGGAUGGACUAUCGAUGUCGACGCAGGAAUCAUUUGCCUACUUUGCCCAAUCCCUUGUCCGAUACUUGGGAGUCGAAUCUCCUGAGGCAAUGGAGGACAUUGGCAUCGGAAGUAUCAAAGACUUGGUCGACCUUAUGUCAAAGUUUACGACCAACUCGUUCACUCUGACCACAGCAACUCUCAACCCAAUCGGUGUCGCAAUUUCGCCUACUCCGGCUUUAAUCAAUCACUCAUGCCGACCCAAUGCCGUUGUGGUAUUUCCACGAUCUAAAUCAGGAGAACGGCCACUGCUUCAAGUCAUUUCUAUUCGGCCCAUCAAGUCUGGAGAGGAGUCGAUCCCAGGUCAUCCAGAUUUUGCCCUCAAUGCAAAGAGGGGAUUGUCACACUUCCGCUACAAGGUCAAGUACUCCAAUGAUCUCGACGACAAGCUUCGAGCGGCAAACGAGGGUCUCGAGAAGGCUGAAGGUCUGCAAUGGACAGGUGCGCUUCAAGCAGAGCUGAUAUUCGCCUCUAACAUGUUCCUUAUAGACCCUGAACAGGCCCUUCGACUUGCAACAAAUUUGGUCUCUUUUUUGUCACCUUAUCUCCCUCCUGCAUCACACCCCCUUUUAUCCCUCAUGAGACUCCGUCAAUCCAUCUUGAUCUCGGAGAUGGAGUCUGAUGUCAAACUAGUUGACGAGACCAUUCGCGUCAGUGCACAGAUCGUGGCCGCACUCGUCGAACUGCUACCUAUGGGUCAUCCAGUGCGAGGUGUGGCAAUAGCUGAACUAGGCAAGCUCUUACGCGUAGAUGAACCUCCGGUCAAGGCAGAAGGAGAUGAAAAUUUCCCUCCAAGGGGAUAUCAGCGACUGGUGCUUGCUAGGGACACACUCCUCCGUGCAAAGAAUGAGCUAGACAUCGG
Acaulospora colombiana is the source of this 1184-nucleotide messenger RNA. NCBI's taxonomy places the organism in Eukaryota, Fungi, Glomeromycota, Glomeromycetes, Diversisporales, Acaulosporaceae. The record is from the annotation of a GenBank genome assembly.